Molecule: messenger RNA, 4725 nt
Organism: Anthostomella pinea
Lineage: Eukaryota; Fungi; Ascomycota; Sordariomycetes; Xylariales; Xylariaceae
Source: the annotation of a GenBank genome assembly
AUGACCGACAACGAGAUGCGCUUGCGCCUGGUCGUGCGGCGCCACGGGAUACCAGAAGCUCGAUUUAUGUGGAAUGUGCGGCUCGAGAACGAUCCCACCAUAGCCCGCCUGCUCGAGCAGCUGAACGAGGACGUGCCGCUGGAAGGCGGCCAAUGGGGCAUGGAGGACUACGUCGUAGAGCUCCAUGAUGACGACGGUACAAACUACGAGUGUCUGCACUUCCAGUCGGUGCGCAGUCUGUUGAAGCCAGACGACCGGGUAUUUGUUCGACCGCUCGAUACAGAUGAUCAUCGGCGCCGGCGCAUCAGUGGUCGACACCAGAUCUCCUCGGAUGGGAAACAUCUCAUUGACGGCGUCCCGUUUGGUCGACCUCGUCUGAAGGCCCCUCGCGGUCGACCUCCGAUCCAUAUCCCACCCCUCAAGCGACCUCGACUCACCUACCAUGAGGACGACGCACCGGCACACGCGCAAGUGGCUCAGCGCCAAGAUACACCGAUGCUGUUUCUGACCAAUGGGGAGAACUCUUCUGAGGCUGGCGUCGACGCCGGAGUCGACGACGCCGAUUCCAACAGCGAUGGCCAAUUUGACUACUCGAGCGACGGGCUGGAGUCAAAUGGCUCCGACUCCGGCUCGAAUGAUGACCAUGUGCAAGACAUAGAGGACCUUCAAGACUCGGGUUCAGACUCUGUCUCAGAUUCGCCGAGCGACGAAGAUUUAGGGCAAGAGGCUCGGGACUUGGCUGAGGAGAACGAUACAUUGGGCGAGAAGGACGCACUGGUACAGAGCCCUGCUGUACACCGUGCCUUAGACCUUGUCACCCUCGAUAAGCUUUCUGCAUUACGAACUGCAUUCCCUUCAGCGUCUGUGGACAUUUGCGAGAAAGUUCUGAUCACCUCCGACGGUGACACCAAAGCAGCAUACGCCGUGCUGGCUCAUGCAUUUGCGCCACAGAUAUCCGAGGCUGCUGCGCUGUCGUGGCCUCACUCAAAGAACAUCACACAACACAAACGCAGGUCGACUAAGAAUUCCAAUCUGUCGAGAGAUCCUGCUACCGUGUGGGGCGGCCUCGAAACUCGCGGUAGGGAGGCUGAGGGGCAAGAUCACCUCGCGGAUGGGGAUGGUGAGGAGGAUGAGGAUGAUGAGGCACGCGAUGCUCUAGUGCGACAGUAUGAUCAUCGUGGGCUCCCUCCUGGAUCAAUUACGUCUGGGAGGGGGCUGACCCAGAUGGCCGCCAUAUCCGCUUCGUUUACUAGCAGUAAACUUGGCGGCGAUAGUGCCGCUACAUCUGCAACCCUUGAUGACAGCAAAAAGAGUCCCGAGAAGACGGCUAAUAAGGAAGACGACGAUACCUCUUCGAGCAGUGGCACAACCUCCAGUUCCGAAAGCGAGAAAUCUGAACAAGACAGUGACGAUGCCUCCUCGUCUCGAGAUCAAUCUGACUCUAGCGAGUCCUCUGAUUCAGAUGAUUCAGAUGAUUCGAAUGAUUCUGAUUCGGAUAGCGAUGACGAAGGCGACUCGAUCGACGAUGACACAGCUGAAGCCCAGGGUCGUCCUCCGUCAAACCAUGAGUGUGAAUCUGACGAGAGCAGUGGUGCAGACAGUGGACCUGAACAGGAGAAGAUUUUCCGCAGCCGCGGCGAUGAUAGCGUAGAUGACGUUGAACGUGAUCCCUCCUUCUCUGGUGGUGUUUCAGAUGAAAUCUCUUCAAGUGAGUCGCACUCAGAGUCAGACCAUCGGGAGGUACCACUGGAAGUGCCCAGUCAGGUCGCUUCGGUUUCCGUUGUUCCAUCUACGAAACUCCAUGCACCUCACGCGUCAAUCAUACAGGGUCACUCAGAUGGGGAGUCCUCCGGGCAUCCUGUACAGUCUCGGACGGUUCCGCCAGGCGCUGGCAAAGAUAGCACUAAGAGCCGCAAUGCUCGUCGAAGAGCUGCUAAGAAAGCUCGAAGGCUAGGUGAGGAGGUUUCGGGAGCAUACUCGACGACCAGCAACCUCCAAGGCAGAGAAGCAGCCGCCGAGAGGGCAGCUGAUGCGGAGGACGCUCUUUUCCAGGCGAAACGAAAGGCUCUGCUAGACGCCAUUUCUAACGGAGGUGUUGAGAUUGGCGUUCAAGGCCACGCUGACCCCGAGGGCGCGCCUACAACCGUGGGGGCUGGCUCGAAACGCAAACGUGAAGAGCAAGGAGAGCCCAGUUCGCAAGCUCAUCUUGAAGUGAUCACCGAUACACCGGAAGAAGCGUCUCUAGCGGACGACUCCCAGUCGUCAAUCUCCGCUCAAAAAAGACGUCGAGUCGACCUUGGAGCUGGACGUCGGCUUCUCUUUGGGGCUCUUGGUCUUCGUACUCCCAAGUCGAAGGAAGACGAAGAGAAGCUCCGUACCAAGCUUAUGAAAGAUGUCCGCCCGAUUCCGAAUCCGGUACUUGGAGAGGAGUCAGUCACGGAACGGCCGGACGGUGGCAUCUCAACGUUGGGCGACCAAGACCCCAGUGCCUGGAAGGACAGAAUCACCUACCGAGCCGUAGAAUGCUGCUCCGGCAAUGUGCAUCUGACUGAGCCACCAUUUCCAUUUGUCCAAAGGUGGGAUCCUCAACAGCAGGGCUCGUGGCCUCGCAAGCAGCACAAGCGUGGGAGCCAAAGCAAGCGCGCGCAACGGAACCAGGCCCAGUAUUACCACGCCAGUAGCCGCCUAGGCAAGAAAAGAAGCUAUGAGGAAUCUGCUGAUUGGGACGGAAAUGGUUUCGAGGACACGUUCAACGGCAUUGACGAUGCGCAUUCCCCCGACGCAGGCAUCCAACUCAACUAUGAUGACGAGGAGAGUCGCAAUCGUCCUGCCAACGACGUGAGUCAGUUUACCGAUAUCGAUGAUUUGCCGUCUCUACCGCGCGAUCUUUCGGCCCUUCCCAUUCUUCGGCCGGGGCAAGCGCGAGCUGGUAUGGUUAUCACUUGGCGAAAGUGGUCGUGUUCGUCGUCGACAAAUUGGCAGCCCCAGCUUUCUAAUGUCACUGCUGUAGUUGUCAGGAUCGAUGACGAUGCUACGGGAUUGGAAGUAUGUCUGGCGAAGAGGGAUCGCCACCUAGACGCAACUGAGAAGCACUAUGAUCAUCAUACUGGUCAACGUAUAUACGACCGAUUUGAGGCACCGGAUUUGGACGAGGAAGACGAUGAUGCCGAGCAGGAAGACGAGGGCUUUCGCACCCUCAGCUUUGCCGAGAUGCAAGAGCCUAGGGUCCUCCAAGAGCCGUUGAGUACGGUGCCCGGCAAUGAUGCCGUCGAGUCUGGUGAAAUUGUCCCAUCGAUUGGUCGUCAUGAUGAAGACGGAACGGGGUUGGCUAUCUCUAUGGGGUCCGUUCGGAAGCCACACACAAACGCCGAGUUAACAGAUGACGUUGAACACGUCAGAGCAGGUCGCCAAUCUGACAAAGCAUAUGCUGAGAAAUCGGAGCACCUUACCUAUGAGCCCACCUCCGAUGCCGCGGCGCGCUCGCUAGGUGGUGGACGUGGACACGGCCUCCAGACCGCUGACGCAUCGAUGUCCAACCUUUCCCAGAUCAGUAGCCCUACUCAGCAGCUUCAAGACACGAUAAGUCAAUCAUUCGGUGUUGGAUCCCCCGACAAGCCUUCCGGCAUUACUGGCAUCAGCGGUGAGACAGGUCUGGAAGCGAACAGUUCGGUGGUAGAUUGUCGUGCCACGCCUGAGAGGGAAUUGUCUUACCCAUCUGUAGGAGAUAGCGAUGAAGCGGACAUCAUUCUUGGCACCCCGAAUGUGAUGCGGCCUAGGGUGACAGUUCCAUCGUUUGUGAGCAGUGUUGUCGGUGGCCGACAGCCAGACUACGGCAUGGAGACGGAUAAUACAGAUCCAUUUCCCUUUGGAAUGACGAGUGAAAAUGAUCAUGGCGUUUCCCCAGUUCUUGGUGACGAAGGCGAACCUAUCAACGCCUUCCAGAGCCGUAUGAUUAUGUCCUCGCUUAGCACUCCUCGUCAUGAUCAGACCACCGCAUCUGCGGGCCGAGAAAGGAACAAGACGAAUGGAUCGCUGGAUAUACGGACGUCCCCGGCAGAUCCCUCAAGUCCGGGGUCAUUGUCAUCAAUCAAUACAAUCUGGUGUACGGCACUUACAUCAAGAAAUACGCAAAGCCAGUCGAAGUCACAAGCUUUGUCUGCGGUAGAAACGCCACAGACUCCUCAAGCUCUGAGAUACUUGGAUUACAACGAUGCGAUGCGCAAGCUUGACAAAUCAUCAAACGAUUUGGACGACUCAAGUUCAGAAGUCGUAGGAAAUGUCAAGGGCCAGUCGAGAGACCUUGAUGUCCCCAUCGUCAAAGAAUGUUCACUUCCGCCACAGCCACGAAUUGUCAGCAUGAUAUCCCCACCACAGGGAAGGCGGCGGUCGUCCAAGCAAGAUUCCCAAUCUACCAUCCCCCCGGGGACCAAAGUUCCUGACCUGUCCUCCGACUCGGAGCCGAGUUUUACCGAGAACUAUGCAGACGAGGAGGUCGAUGAGACCUACUCCCCCAGAUCAGGGGGUCUUCCCGGAGGUAAUGGGUGGAUCGAGAAGAAAGCCGAAGUGCGUCACCAAACACGAAGUUCAACAGCGUCACUGGGAUCGCAGCCAAGAGCGAAUCGGUAUCUUUCUACGCUGCGAGGGCGGAAAUCAGCGUCACCUUCAACCUCGGACGCGAACGUCAGACAAGAAAAAUCUCGCAGGAAGACAAGUGCGAGAUUCUAG